Molecule: messenger RNA, 651 nt
Organism: Miscanthus lutarioriparius
Lineage: Eukaryota; Viridiplantae; Streptophyta; Magnoliopsida; Poales; Poaceae
Source: the annotation of a GenBank genome assembly
AUGGACGUCGUCGUGGUAACCGGGAGCUCUGACCGUCAGUGGCGGCGGAAGGGUAGCAGCGGCCACGUCGUUGCUCAGCUGCUGCUCGAGUCGCCGCUCCCAACGCCACGCCGCUCGUGCUGCGGGCGGUCAGCCGACACGCCUGCUGCGCGCCGCGGCUGCGCCGACGCGUCCCCGCAGCGCGGGCACGUACCGUUCAAGUGGGAGAGCUCGCCGGGCGUGCCCAAGAGCGCAGCGGCCGCGGCGGGUGGCAAGGCGGAGCGGGUUGUACCACUGCCGAAGCCGCCGCCGGGGCGGUGCGGCACGUGCCACGCCGCGUGGGCCUACCACCACCACCACCACAGCAACACCACCGACUCGAGCAGCGACCAGCAGGACGACGACACGUUCUCCGACGCGCUGGACAGGAUCUCGUCCUCCGACAGGCUCGCCGCGCUCUCCGCGCGCCUGAGCGCCAUCGACGGCGCCGUCUUCGGGUCACGCCCUCGACGAGCUUCAUCAUGGACCGCUUCCUCCCGGCCGCCAACGCCAUCGCCACCACGUCCGUGGACAAGCACCCGAGGCGGCCGUCGCCGCGCCGCUCCAGCAAGUCCAAGUCCAAGCGCGACAGGGAGGCCGAGGCCGAGGCCGCGGCCAGAGCCAGGUUCGUGA